Messenger RNA from Leptosia nina, 1848 nucleotides. Lineage: Eukaryota; Metazoa; Arthropoda; Insecta; Lepidoptera; Pieridae. The record is from the annotation of a GenBank genome assembly.
AUGGUCGCCGGUGUGGUGGGCCGAGCUGAUGUUCUAGCGUGCUUCUUCUUCCUCUCUUCUGUUUUGUCCUAUCAUGGGUGUUCAGGAAGGCACCGGGUGCUGUCCAGCAUACUGCUAGCUUCCCUGAGCAUGCUGGCAAAGGAGACUGGAUUAACUGCACUCCUGUUCAAUGUUGUCUUUGACCUAUAUAGAUGUUCUGGAGCAUUAUUCAGAUCACCGGUCCGUUGGCGAUGGAAAGGCGACGUGUGUGGACGGGUCAGUCGGGGUCUAGCUGCACUAAUCAUCUUGGCAUCGGCUCGACUGACGCUGCUUCAAGGGUGUCUACCCGCCUUCUCACCCCAAGACAAUCCACCAGCCUUCCACCCUUCUUUUUCAGUCAGAUUAAUGACAUUCUGUUACCUGGCUGCUUUCAAUUGGUGGUUGCUACUCUGCCCCUGGACUCUCAGCCACGACUGGCAGAUGGGCUCUAUUCCCCUUCUCUCCAGCAUCUGGGACUACAGGAACCUUCUUACUGGUGCCGCUUUACUAGCGCUACUUGCUUUGUUGUACAGGUUGUUUAUGGAUUUGGAGCUGCAAAGACACACUCCAGCAGUAGUAGGAGUACUUCUCCUAGUCAUCCCCUAUCUACCAGCUUCCAAUCUCCUCGUUACUGUGGGCUUCGUUCUUGCUGAACGAGUACUGUAUAUACCAAGCGUGGGCCUAAUAAUAAUAACAGUAUAUGGAGUUCAAUUGAUGUGGCGGCGAGGAGCUGGUGCUAGGAGGCUGCUGAUCCUGGGCGUGGGGGUGUUGGUGGCUAGUGGAGCUGCCAGGACGUAUCUUAGGAACCGGGAUUGGAGAACUAGGGAGACAUUAUUGAGAGCUGACCUCGCCGUUUUGCCACACAAUGCAAAGUUGCACUACAAUUUUGCAAACUUCCUCAAAGACAUCGAACAGCAAGAGAACGCUGUCAAACAUUACAAAGAGGCGCUGAAAUUAUGGCCGAGCUACGCGAGUGCGCACAACAACUUGGGUACUCUGGUGGUGGCGUCGGGGCGCGCUGAGCACCACUUCCAGCAGGCGCUCAAGUACAACAGAGACCACGUCAAUGCGCACUACAACUUGGCUAAGCUAUACAGAAAGAAGAAUAGAAUAGCAGACGCUCUAAAGAUGCUGGAGCGGUGCAUAUCUUUGGAGCCUCACUUCGUGCAGGCGCACUUGGAGCUGUUCUCGAUUGUGCCCGAGAGGGAAAAGCGAGGCGUUCUGGACAAGCUCCUAGAACUAGAGCCUAGAAAUUGGGAGCAUUAUCACUUGUAUGGAAACUGGUUGAAGGGAAGAGGUCUAUGGCCUCUAUCGCUCACCUACUACCUCAGUGCUGUGCGAUUAUCAUUCGAUGGGGCUAGGGGAAAAGUGGCCUUACCCCCUCUACGAGCAGCCAGUCUGCUGCUAAGGAGCGAAGGACAACGGACUAGGCUGCUUCAUCUACUCACUAGAUGGCAAAGCGGCGGUCAUGGAUCGCGGGGUGCAGCAGAGCGAGCGGCUGCUGCAGCAGCGUGGCGCCUACGCACCGAACUCGCAGGCCGCGCAGCGCGGUACGCGAGAGUCACGCAGAUAAAAUCUACGUGCCUUCACCAUAGCAAGUUAGAAGUCACCGCAUCAGAAUAUCAAAACAAACCAGCGUAUAGGACAAUGCCCAGUGAAGAGUUAGUGAAACCCAGUUGCCAAAAGAACAAUCUCCUCCUCUCACACUACAAACCCACCCACAACAAGUCCGAAAGUGGCAGUAAGAGAAAGAGUUGUUCCCUCAAGAGGAAACCUAACGAACGGGAUCCCUUCGCUUUGGUUUCGGACCAUUUCGUAAAGACUUAUUAG